This is a messenger RNA of Onthophagus taurus, 1150 nucleotides long. RefSeq names its product Lipid droplet subset dehydrogenase 1. Gene Ontology annotation, cellular component: lipid droplet. Lineage: Eukaryota; Metazoa; Arthropoda; Insecta; Coleoptera; Scarabaeidae. Gene Ontology annotation, molecular function: oxidoreductase activity, acting on the CH-OH group of donors, NAD or NADP as acceptor. The record is from RefSeq and is a predicted model, not a curated record.
AACAGUUUUGCGGUUGACGAGUGUGUUAAAUAGAACCUACUCAGUUUGUCACUGGGCACUUCAAAGUCGCAGCACUUCGAUGACUGUCUAGUUUAAAUCCUGUCGCAUUUAAAAAAAUAUAUAAUAAUCUUGCCAAUUUAAUUUAAUAAAACUAAAGUAAAAAAAUGCCUACAAAUAAUCAAAACCAAAAUAAUCAAAAUGGUCCAACUGCAAUGCAAACGUUACAAGUUUUUCUCGAAUUUUUCUGGGUGUUGAUCCAAUUGACUUAUUUUAAUAUCGAAGCGAUUGUGAGAUGGUUUGUUCCACCACCGAAAAAAUCAGUUAACGGUGAAAUUGUUUUGGUAACUGGCGCUGGUCAUGGUAUAGGAAAAGAAUUUGCGAUGCAAUACGCCGCAUUAGGUGCAACCGUCAUCGCUUGGGACGUAAAUGAACAAAACAACUUGAAAACUGUUAAAGAAAUCAAUCGGUUGGGUUACCCAAAAGCCUAUAGCUACGUAUGCGAUGUUUCUAAUCGCGAAAAAGUUUUUGAGACCGUCGAAAAGGUUCGAAAAGAUGUUGGGGACAUCACAAUUAUUGUCAACAAUGCUGGAAUUAUGCCCACGCACUCUUUACUUGAGCACACUCAAAAAGAAAUUGAAGCUAUUUUUGAUAUAAAUGUUUUAGGACAUUUUUGGAUAAUUCAAGCAAUUAUGCCAAGUAUGUUAAAAAGGAAUCAUGGUCACAUUGUAUCGAUAUCAUCGUGUGCUGGAUUGAGUGGUUUAGAAAAUUUAGUACCAUAUUGUGCUAGUAAAUUCGCAGUUCGAGGUUAUAUGGAAGCGUUGCGAAUGGAGCUGGAAUUAAUCCCGAAUUGCCAGGUCAAAUUGACGACGAUUUAUCCGUAUAUGGUCGAUACAGGAUUGUGUAAAAAGCCGAUAAUUCGAUUUGCAGAAGCUAUGACGAUGCUGACGCCUUACGAAGUAGCCGCAACAGCUAUAGACGGUCAAAUGAGAGGUGUGCGUCACGUUUCUGUACCCAGAUUGUAUUGGUACAUGAACAAUUAUUUUAGAAUGAAUGCCGAGAAAGGUAUGAAAGCCAUGAAGGAAUUUUUAGGGGUCAGCUUAGGAUCGGAUUUAUCCUAAAUUAAUACUUUUUAUACCAUAAAAAUAAAGUA